Molecule: messenger RNA, 822 nt
Organism: Synchiropus splendidus (mandarinfish)
Lineage: Eukaryota; Metazoa; Chordata; Actinopteri; Syngnathiformes; Callionymidae
Product: trypsin-3-like
Exons: 5
Coding region: 4-738 (244 amino acids)
Biological process (GO): proteolysis
Molecular function (GO): serine-type endopeptidase activity
Source: RefSeq, a predicted model, not a curated record
AACAUGAAGGCACUGGUGUUUCUGGCUCUGAUCGGAGCAGCAUUUGCUGCUGCUGAUGACGAGAAAGUGGUUGGAGGCUAUGAGUGUUCCAGGCACUCUGUGCCCUACCAGGUGUCCCUGAACGCUGGCUACCACUUCUGCGGUGGGUCCCUCAUCUCCAGCCAGUGGGUGGUGUCUGCAGCUCACUGCUACAAGUCACGCAUCCAGGUUCGUCUCGGCGAGCACAACAUCGCCGUGAACGAAGGCACAGAGCAGUGGAUCGACUCUGCCAUGCUCAUCAAGCACCCCCAGUACAACAGCUACAAUCUGGACAACGACAUCAUGCUGAUCAAGCUCAGCCGCCCAGCCACCCUCAACAGCUACGUCCAGACCAUUGCCCUGCCCACCCGCUGUCCCGUGGCCGACGAGAACUGCAUGGUGUCCGGGUGGGGCAACAUGUCCGCCAACGGCAGCAACUUCCCUGACAGGCUGCAGUGUCUGAGACAGCCCAUCAUCGACGACAGGAUCUGCAAGAACGCCUACCCACACCUGCUCACUGAGAACAUGCUGUGCUCCGGAUUCAUGCACGGAGGUGCCAGCAGCUGCCAGGGAGACUCCGGCGGCCCUCUGGUGUGCAGCGGUCAGUUGCAGGGCGUGGUCUCCUGGGGGUACGACUGUGCCAUGCAGGGUCACCCCAGCGUCUAUGCUCGUGUGUGCCGCUACAACAGCUGGAUCAGCAGCGUGAUGAGCAACAACUGAACACACACUUGGGUCAUGUCCAAGUAUUUAUUUGGUUGUGAUGGUGACUUCUCCACGUGAAUGACAAUAAAGAUAUUCACCAUU